This is a messenger RNA of Folsomia candida, 958 nucleotides long. RefSeq lists its product as uncharacterized. The transcript is spliced from 3 exons. The coding region runs from base 139 to 690 and encodes 183 amino acids. NCBI's taxonomy places the organism in Eukaryota, Metazoa, Arthropoda, Collembola, Entomobryomorpha, Isotomidae. The record is from RefSeq and is a predicted model, not a curated record.
AGACCUCAUUACUUUCCCCAUUUUUACUUUCUCCUUCACAAGGUGCACAGGUCAAACUAAAAUCACCUUUGUCUGAAGUAUUCAGUGUUUCUUACUCAAAAUAUUUAAUCAGUUUCACUCCACCUAUAGCUCAACAUCAUGAAGAUAAAAUUGAUUAUCUGCCUAAACAUAUUACUCUUAACCAGUUUGGUGCUCAGUUUUAUUCAAUGUCAUGUCACUAGGAGAAGAUAUAUCAAAGCAUUUGGAAUCUAUAACCAUAAUGGUAAAGAAUUACAUCGCGAAUUCAAGACUUUUCUUCCACAGAUGAAACUUCUAGUUGCAGAUACAAUGAAUCCACCAGCCAUUCACAGGAUGAAGCCCUCCCGGUCAAAUGAAUUUCUGAUCAAGAAAACUUUAUCAAAGUUUCACAAUAACCAUUUUUAUCCGAUUCCUGCGCACCAAGGGAAGAUCUCGUCAAAUGUGACCCCAAUAUCAAUUUCCUGCAGCAAUGACUGUGUCAACGACUUCCUGUAUGACAAGCACAAGUCAUACGAGGAAACCGAUUCUGCUGUAACAAUCAGUAUGGAACAACCAGCAAGAGCUGUAAGCAACUUGACCCAUUUUUUGGGUUCCUUCUUGACAUUCAUUGGUCAAAAAAAGAAGAGAUUAGACAAUUCCAGAUAUUUGGGAAUAUCUGGCACGAUCAUUUAACAAUGACUACAAUGAGGUAAUCACAAAUCACUUGGGGGGGGAUAACCAGGUUGGUUAACCAGAUGGACAGAUAUUGGCAAACAUGUUUCUACGUCUUUCACCCAAUUGAAAGUGGACAGAAAGUCAGGAUGGAACUUUCCCACUUUCUCAAAAUCCACUAUCGAUGCUACAAUGGCUUAAGCCACAUUAUAGUUGUAGAUCAUUCAUUAUUGCAGAAAUGUAUUAAAGCUUUCUGUGUAAUAAAAAUAACUGCUAGUGUUUUUCGUAA